AUGGAUUACAGUACAAGUGAUUCAGAGAGUUUUGAAGAACACAGUGAUUUAUCUUCGAGUGAAGAAAAGACGAAUCCAUUAUUAUCAGACGAAGAGUUGGACGAAGAAUUAGAUGAUGAUUUGGAAGACAAAGAAUGCAUCAAAUUGAGUGAUGAUAAGGAAAGAUUCACUUACUUAAUUCUAAAGAAUUCAAAUUUAUUUGAAACAGAAGACAUCCAUGAAGUAUCCAUUGAACUUGCAAAGGUCAUUAAGAGAGCGUCCAAGAUCAUAGAAAAGAGUCAAAAAGAACGAGAUGAUCAAUUCAAAUUCUACACUCAAAGCACAAAACAACUUCAAGCCGCUGUUGAUACUAUCCGUGCCCAUUCAAAUCAUUUGAACGCUUUAACUGAUCAAAUAUGCGAAGAGAAAAAGCGCCAUGCUGAAGUAUUAAAACGCAUCGGGGCGUUAAACAAAAAUGGGACUAAAAAGGCGAAUUAUGAGAUUGAGGUAAUUAAUAAUAAGAUCGUUUUACACCAAGUCAAGGAGAGUGACAUCCUUUUUGAACGAAAUGCAUUUUAUGAAAAGACUUUAUUACUCAAAAAGGAUAUCGAAAGACUGAAUUCAGAGAAACAAAAAAACCAAAAUAUCAUGAAUUCGAAUUUGGAAGCGCCAACUAAAAUGACUGGGAAUCGUGCAAAAAGUAUGAAAAUUGAUGUUGACGACAGUAUCGAUAAUAAAGAAAUCGUAAAAUUCUUUAACGAUAACACUAUCCAAUUCUCGGACUUUUGCAAUUUCAUUAAAAUAUCUCAAAUCACUCAUGUAGACACUCCUCCAAUUAAAAGGGCAAGUAACAUCAAACGAUCUAUGUCGGUCGCUGUCCCACCAUGCGAAAUCAUAAAACCUCCAGAACAAAAAAGCGGUCUGGGCCAAAAAAUCGACACAAGUGAUAAUUCGAGUCAAAAACUCUUUGUGUGGCCACUCAAAAAAGUCGACACAAUCGAAAAAGUGCCAAAAAUCGAAAAUUUAGAAAAAAUAAAAAUCAAAGAAACGCCCACGAAAAUUGAAGAAGUCAAACCAGUCGAAAACAAAAAAGACGACAAAAUCAAAAUAACAAAAAAAGUUGAUAAAGUCGAAAAAUCAGAUCUUGUCACCCCACAUAUGGAACAACAACCGUGCUCUCACCAACGAGAUAUUUUCAUUUUGGAAUUUUUAAGCUUGUUGUUUCAAUUUCCUCUUUGUGUGAAGUUGGCGGGUUUGAUAUUAUUAUGUGGAACACUUGUAAUCCGAUGUGUGUUAUGUGGAAUGUUUAUAUAA
Messenger RNA from Entamoeba invadens IP1, 1293 nucleotides. RefSeq lists its product as hypothetical. The transcript is spliced from 2 exons. Bases 1 to 1293 code for a protein of 430 amino acids. Lineage: Eukaryota; Evosea; Mastigamoebida; Endamoebidae. The record is from RefSeq and is a predicted model, not a curated record.